Aedes aegypti (yellow fever mosquito) is the source of this 1976-nucleotide messenger RNA. Its product is annotated as limulus clotting factor C. Lineage: Eukaryota; Metazoa; Arthropoda; Insecta; Diptera; Culicidae. The transcript has 6 exons. Gene Ontology annotation, molecular function: serine-type endopeptidase activity. Gene Ontology annotation, biological process: proteolysis. The record is from RefSeq and is a predicted model, not a curated record. The coding region runs from base 283 to 1917 and encodes 544 amino acids.
UAAAAAAAAAAUGAAAGUAGAAGGAGCUCACCAAUUGGUAAGGUAUUCCUCGUCGCAUAUUUUAUUCGCAAGCAACUUUGAAUGUUAACAUAAUUGCCGCCUUGAAAUGAGUCGAGAUACCGCUGUGCCUACGCUAACCCUUAUCAGAUUUGAUUCCUCUAGGUAAUCCCCCGCGUUGAGCCGUGAAUCGAAACAAACUUGUCUAGCUAGAACAGUUGCAGUUCCCGCUGCGUCGAAACAAGACUAUACAGCUCGAUUGAUUGAGAUUCUCAAACACUUGAAAUGAGUUUUAUCACGAAGUCAUCGCUGUUUGGAUUACUCAUAGUGGCCUUACCGAUCGCGUCCUACCACUGCGGCAUUCGGAAACAUGACUUCGCCCAACUGGUGCACCGUGGCUGGAAAGUGGAAGAAGGCCAGUGGCCAUGGUACGGGGCCAUCUUCCACCGGCAGCCGCCCAACGGCAACCUUUUGUACGUCUGCGGAGGAAGCCUGUUGAGCGAGAAGCACCUCUUGACGGCUGCGCACUGCGUUGUCAACCGGAAAACCAAACUUCCGUGGCCGGUAGCUCUGCUCGAGAUUCAUCUAGGGCAGAAGAACCUAUCGGUGGUCACGGACCAGGUGCAGAUUCGGGAUGUGAGCAAGAUCUACGUCCAUCCGGAGUAUUCAACCCAUCGGAACGACAUAGCGAUGCUGGUGAUGAGACUUGCCGUGGCCUAUACGGACUUUGUCAUUCCGGCCUGCAUCGAUCAGAGGGCGGACCGGGACCUGAGGGAUCUUGAAGGCCAGCUCGGGUGGGUUGCCGGCUGGGGCACAACGGAGAUGCGGAACGUUUCGGAUGUUCUCCGGAUGGCGUCACUGCCGGUGGUGAGUUAUCUGGCUUGCACCAAGAACGAUGCGGGACUGUUCGCGAGGUUGGUCAGCGAGACCGUAUUCUGCGCCGGAGAUCUGAAUGGAACCAGUCCCGGGACGGGCGACAGCGGUGGCGGAAUGUAUUUCAACGAUGGUGACCGAUGGGUCCUCAGAGGGAUAGUUUCUUUUGCGAAGAUCGAUGAGCAGAAACAGGAAGUGGAUACUUCCAAAUAUGCCGUAUUUGUCAACGUGCAACGGUUUUUGACGUGGAUCAGGGAGGUUAUGGCAGAAGAUGCACCGGAAACGGAACGGAGACCACAGCGUAUUAGUGAAAGAGAAUGUGACAGAUUCAAAGGGCUGGUGAAGAAACGUAGAAAUGGAAUUUGUGAAAAUGCCAGGCAUCCUCACACGGUUUUUGUUUCAUAUGGAGGAAAUAAAACAGAUUUUUGCACCGGUGUUCUAGUACACGAAAGCUACGUACUCUCCACUUGUUCCACAACACGUUCCAGUAUACCCAGAAUAGUUCAGAUCGAAGGUUAUGGCGAGAUAGAUAUUGAAGAGGUAAUAUGUCAUCCGCAGUACGAUCAAAUUGAAAAAACCAACGAUUUGGCCGUCUUCAAAUUGAAGGAGCCAGUGAAACUUGCAAGCAACUUUUUGCCGGCUUGUAUGGCGAACAGCCAGACCGAGAAUCUCUACGACGCACUCGUCCAAACUGCGUACAUGUGGUACAAAGUCAACGAAACAACGGGUCAGGCAAAGUUUUACGAAUCCGACGAAAAUCAACUCAUCGGAGGCAAACGGUGCGAAGUGCUGGCGGAUGAUCCGGACGUGUUGUGCUUGAAUAAUACCGAUCCACUGCGGACCGAAACGUACGGAUCAAUUGGGUCUCCCCUGCAAUCGCUCAACCGGCGAACUUGCAUGUCCACCAUUGUCGGUGUGAUGGCCUAUUUCGUGAAGGACCCUAACGACCCUGACGGUAAACCCGUGGUCGAUGGCUACGCGAGAAUCGUGCGUCACCUGGACUGGAUCGAGGGGGUGAUUUGGGGUGAAGAUGUCGUGGAAUCAUAGGGAGAUUGGACUGAUUAAACCAACAUUUCUAUUGGAGGAAGUAAACCUUGAUCCACGAA